AUGGAGAUGCAAUCCUAUUAUUCGAAGCUCUUGGGGGAGUUGAAUGAACAGCGGCAGAGGGACUUUUUCUGUGACUGCAGCAUCAUUGUGGAAGGGCGGAUCUUCAAGGCCCACAGGAACAUCUUGUUUGCUAACAGCGGCUACUUCCGAGCCCUGCUCAUUCACUACAUCCAGGACAGUGGGCGGCACAGCACCGCCUCCUUGGACAUUGUCACCUCCGAUGCCUUCUCCACCAUCUUGGACUUCCUCUACUCUGGGAAGUUGGAUCUGUGUGGGGAGAAUGUGAUUGAAGUUAUGUCAGCUGCCAGCUAUCUGCAGAUGAACGACGUGGUGAACUUCUGCAAGACAUACAUCAGAUCGUCCCUUGACAUCUGCCGAAAGAUAGAGAAGGAGGCGGCUGUGGCUGCAGCGGUGGCGGCUGCCGCAGCAGCGGCAGCAGCAGCCGCGGCCGCAGCGGCUCAUCAGGUGGACAGCGGAAGCACCAGUUCAGGCAGGGAAGGGACCUCCGGUGAUCCCAAGAGCUUGGUCUCUCCAGCGGAGGGGGAGGAGAGUGUGGACCAGCCAAGAGAGUCUCCCUGCGGUGACUGUAGAGGCUGCCACCCUCUGGAACUGGUGGUAAAAGACAGCCAGGGCAGUGGCUCUGUGGACAGUGACCUCUCCACGCUGCCCAAACAGAUAGAGCCCAAGGUGGAGUUUGAUGCCGACGAAGGAGAGGUGGAGGCUGGGGGACAGCUGCAGCAGUGCGCUGCUCCACUGAGCCUGGCCCAUGUGGAGGGGGGUUUGCCCAGAGGCCAGGCUGUUGACUUGGCUUACAGUAAUUACCACGUGAAGCAGUUCCUGGAGGCGCUCCUGCGCAACAGUGCCGUCCAGAGCAAAGAGGGUGUGGGCCAUCCCUUUUCCCGGAGUUUGGAGGGAAGACCAGAUAGUGCAGGAGUAGCCAUGAGUUCCGUGAUGGACAUGCAGACUGACUGGUAUGGAGAGGACUCAGGUGAGGUGCUGGUGGUGCCCAUCAAGCUGCACAAGUGUCCUUUCUGCCCCUACACUGCCAAACAGAAGGGCAUCCUGAAGCGGCACAUCCGCUCGCACACGGGGGAGCGGCCCUACCCCUGUGAGACCUGUGGCAAGAGGUUCACACGCCAGGAGCAUCUGCGGAGCCACGCACUCAGCGUCCAUAGAUCCAACCGUCCCAUCAUCUGCAAGGGCUGCAGAAGAACCUUCACGAGUCACCUAUCGCAGGGGCUGCGGCGCUUCGGGCUGUGUGACAGCUGCACCUGCAUGACAGACACACACGACGAUGACGAGCUGAUGCCCAUCAACCUCAGUCUGGUGGAGGCAUCGUCCGAGAGCCAAGAAAAGAGUGACACAGACAAUGACUGGCCAAUCUAUGUGGAGUCUGGUGAGGAAAAUGACACCGCUGGAGAGGAUUCUGACAACAGACCCCAAAGGCGGCCCAGUUUACCGGAUUGAGAGACACUCCCAUAGCAGGAGAUGGGCGGAGAAGAGGGUUUAGAAUUGGUUCUUGCUAAUUCUGUGAUUGACAGCCACCCUUUGUCCAAUGUGGUGGAGCCCUGAGAGAAAUGUGUUUUCACUGCUAAUGAUUUGUGUUUCUGUUAGACUGCAUGGUGGAGGUUGGAUUCUGAGACCCAAAGGACUAAUGACUUUUUAACCUGGUGCCCCAAGUUUCCCAAGACUUUCUUUUUUUUUUUUUUUUUUGUCGUCUUUUUGCUAUUUCUUGGGCCGCUCCUGCGGCAUAUG
This is a messenger RNA of Sus scrofa (pig), 1755 nucleotides long. NCBI's taxonomy places the organism in Eukaryota, Metazoa, Chordata, Mammalia, Artiodactyla, Suidae. The record is from RefSeq and is a predicted model, not a curated record.